AUAUGUAUGUUUGAUAUAUGAAAAUUACAUCGAAUAAAUUCUGAUAAGAUUUACAAUCAAAAGAUAAAAUGAGAAAGACAAGCUACCUUUUUGCAGAGCAAGUAAAAGAAAAAAAAGCAAAUGAAUGAAAAAAUUUAAGUAACUAGAGAAUAUCCAUCGUCUUUAGAAUUCUUAUGAAACUUGAAGAAAAGAAUGAUAUAACGGGGAAUUAACUAUCAGCGCCAUCUCUCGAGUAUCAAAGAUAUUUUUUCAAGAAAGCAAGAAUUGAAAAUAUCACGAAUAUUUUUAAAAAGAAAAUUUAACAUUCAAGAGAUGGCGCUGAUAAUCAAUUCUUAUUCCGUUUUAUUUCUGUUUUUUUUUUUAUAUUUGUUCUUUUUAUUUUACUUUAUAUUUAUUUCAUUUGUGGCAUUCUAGAGAUGGCGCUAAUUCCCUAAUUUUUACAUUACAUUUCUAUCCUUUUCUCAUUAUUCGUUUUUCUUAUUUGUUCUUGGCAUGUGAUUACAGACGAGAUACGGAAUGUCAAUGAACAUAUUUUCAUCAUUUCUUUUACAAAACUUCAAUAUGUCUUAAUUUUAUUCUAUGUCAAAUCGAUAAUGUUAAAGAUGAAACUAAAAUGGUAAGAAUAUUCUAGUAUUCUCGAAACAUGGAACAAGAAAUGCAUUAAAUAUUAUAUCUAUUCUGUAUCUCGUCUGAUAGAAUAGAAAUCAUAAACGUCAAGUGGUUAGUAAAUAAGUAGAUCAUAUUUCUGAGCGAACAUGUAUUUGUAAUUGUGGAUUUUAAGAUAUAUAUUUAUAAGAAAGGAGUUUUAUUCACACUUUUUAAUGUUUUACGUUUCAAUUAAUUUCUGCGCAUUAUUCAUUGAAUAUACAAAUAGUGUACAUACGUAUAAAUAUUAUCAAAGCAAACUCAAUGUCGCUAUAUGUCUCAUCGUCUUUUGUUUUAAAUGUUGUCAAUCUGUCAAUGAAGUCAAAACACUUUUUUUUUUUAAAUAUAUGACUUCCUUGCCAGUCUGGCAAUCGAAUAGAUGGUCUUUAAUAUUUUGAAAUAAGGAUAAUAAAGCCUGUGUUGUUCGAAUGUCUGAACGCCGAGACUCCACGUGUCAAAAACAUGAAUUGCCGAAAUCAUUGCAAGGUACAGAGGAUGCCGAGUUCGUUUGGAGUAUGAUAACUGAAAGAUUUCCAAAUGCUGCACCGCUUUUAUGUGAAAUGGAAGCAGUUAUCGAUCGAGCAGAAGAUCUUCUCCAACAACUGAGGGCACCUUGUCGCGAAAUUGAGACAUCAACCUCUUUCUGCACACAAGAUUCGGAAGAAUCAACUGCAAUGAUUUCCGCUAAGGAAUCAGCUACCGAAAACGAUAUUGUAGAAAGCGAUACCAUGAACAAGAACGUGGCAGAAACACAAGUUUCUGAAAGCAGUAUGUAUGAAGCGGAAAUCAAUAUGAAUAACCAGAGUCAAGAUUCAGUUAAUAAAGAACAGGAUAUCGAAAGUCAAUCGUUUGAUUUGAUUACGCUAAAUCAUUCUAAUAUACGGAAACAUUCUAGUGAUGAAUCUUCUUUACUUACCAUUGAAACAAAUAACUAUCAAAUGGUAAAAGAGGCGCAUAGCUUAGAAGAAUGGGGUAAAAUAGUAGAUAAUGCGCUACGAGAAACUUCUGAUGAGGUACAAUCUGUUAAAAAAACAAUUAAUAUGUUCGAGAAACGUGUCAAUAGUGAAGAAACAAAAACAGAAAAGCACGAGGACUCUUGCAUUAUUCUGCAUCGUCAAGAAACGAAUGCUGGUGAUUCUGUUAUGCAAAUUACUUCCGAGCGAAACAUGAAACCUCAAAAAUUAAUCGAAAUUAAUGAUGGAAUAAAUGUUUCGAUCAAAGGUAGUGGUGAUGAAAAUUCACCAAUAGUUGAUCUACGGACACCGUUGAACAUCUUAGAAACUUAUGCAAAACGUUGCAAAACCUCGGUCGAAUAUGAAUACAAUGAAAGUCCGCAUCGUCUCAAAUCAAGCGUUUACGUGAUACGUGGAAAUCUUGGUGGAUUUGCUGCAACGUGUAGAGGUUUCUCCGAAGAAUCAACGAAAAACGAUCUGGCCGCGACAAUUCUGCAAAUGAUCGCGAAUAAACAGAUGAAGGAUGAGAAGAUUGGUACGCUUGCCGAUCUUACACGUGAAGAAUUGUUAGAAAUAAUUAAUCUAGGCAUGGACGGUCUGAGAGAAACUGCUCAAAGAAAGUUGUACCAACUUUGCCUCGAAAAAGAAGUGCCAGUCCCAAAGUAUACUGUAGAAAAGGAGAAAACAUAUCAGGGUUUAACUUAUGUCGCUACUUGUUCCGCGUUAGGUUACACUAGCGAAGGUCGUGGCUUGAGAGAAUGUGUGGCCAAGAAAGCAGCCGCUGACGAGUUGUACCAUCAAUACUAUGAAGAUGAGAAAGCAAGAUUGAAGGUAAGUUUUUUUUUUUUUUAGAAUUGGUAUAAGGUUAUGGUAUCUUAGUGACGAUCCAAGGCAAUUGGCCGGUUUUCUUGAAUGAC
Messenger RNA from Apis mellifera (honey bee), 2515 nucleotides. RefSeq lists its product as uncharacterized. The record is from RefSeq and is a predicted model, not a curated record. NCBI's taxonomy places the organism in Eukaryota, Metazoa, Arthropoda, Insecta, Hymenoptera, Apidae. The transcript is spliced from 10 exons. Bases 1074 to 2450 code for a protein of 458 amino acids.